Molecule: messenger RNA, 5481 nt
Organism: Brachypodium distachyon (stiff brome)
Lineage: Eukaryota; Viridiplantae; Streptophyta; Magnoliopsida; Poales; Poaceae
Product: transcription factor TGAL5
Exons: 15
Coding region: 3598-5259 (553 amino acids)
Biological process (GO): DNA-templated transcription; regulation of DNA-templated transcription
Molecular function (GO): DNA-binding transcription factor activity; sequence-specific DNA binding
Source: RefSeq, a predicted model, not a curated record
CCCCCCUCUCUCGAAGCGGAUCUGGAGGCGACGCUGGCGACCCCCACCUCUCUCCUCGCGCUAGCUCUCCACCCCACCCCUCUCUCUCUGUCUCCCCACCCCUAUCCUUCCUAGCGCGAGUGGCCGGCGCCCCAAUCCUCUCUUGGCAACAGCCAAUCGGAGGCCAUGGCGGCACUGGCCCAUGCUAUGGGCGAUGGUGCGGCAUCCUGGCCUGGCGGCGGGGCCGCGGCUCCACGCGGUGUAGGCGGUGGCCACCGUUCGGCCGGGCGCAGUGGCAGACCUCCGCGACCUGGCGCUGCCCCCACCCUAUGGCCAGGUGCAACGACGGGGACCUCCUCGUUCUCGGUCAUGCUGCCCGCUUAGUACUGCCCCCAGGUGACGACGAGGGCCGAUGGCGUGAGACGAUUGAAUUGAUCGGUAAGAUCAGAACGACACAUUGCUUCCCAUCUGAAUCGUUAUGCGCAAGGGGGUUUUGCGCGCAAAAAUCCCUUUUAAGCUGCGUGAGAGAUUCCCACCUUUGAUCAAGGGUUUACGACGAAAGUUCGCAAAUUUCACUGGACUCAACCUUUUUUUUAACACUGAUGAAGAAUCGGAUUUACUUUUUUUUUUAGAACAUAGAAUCGGAUUUACUCGGAUAAGGAGUUCAGACUGCUCGGACUGGGCCGAACGGUGGGGUUACGCCCGUUGCGCUGGCCCAACAGAAUUGGGGUGCGGGUGCGUAGAGUCAAAAUCAGCAAGAUUAAGGUUUAGGCUUCAGCUUCAGCUUUGGAUGCUUCUAACAAUCUCAAAAGCACUUCUUUCGUUUAUAAAUGAAGCUGAGAAGCAUUUUUGUGAAACUGAGAAACACUUUCGAACGUGCAUGCUUCUCAGCUUCACGUGUAAACGAAUGUUUUUUGAAAUUUUAAAAGAUGGAGCAGAAGCACUAAUAAACAGUUCCUUAGCGCCAUAUAGCGGCUCGGUCGCGGUCCAAGUCCGACGUCCAAGAGAGACCGGACGGCCGCAGACCGCAGCACUCAAGCCCACAGUCAUCACACGCCAACGGCACCGCCCAACGCCGAAUUCGAUCGUCGGCGUUUCCCCCCCUCCCUGCGUGGCCGCGUGCGUCCUCCACGGAAACCACAAAGUCAGUAUGCGCCACCGGGACCCGCGAAGCAGAACUGAACCUCCACAAAAUCGUUUGCCUCCUCAUCACCACCGCUUCUCGCCGCCUGAGAACCCUACCCGCCUUGUCCCCGACCGCGUUCCAUCGCCCCCUUCGCAAGGUACGGUUUCCUUCCUCCACGCCGCAGCAAUUUUUUUUAUGUACUCCGUAUUUGUUUGCACACAGUAAUGUGUCUCAGUCGAAGCCGCAUCAGUGUGCUGCUCAUUAUAGGUAUCUGUAACCAGCGUGAUUUUUUUUUAAUUUUUUUGUUGCACUUUUAUUUCCGCGUUUCCACUGUUUAAUUCGGUCGGAAUGUCGAUCGAGCUAGUACAUGAAAUCGGUUUAUCUGGGUCAAAAUUUUGCUGUACCAAUUGGGCCCCUUAGUACUACUGUGGAAAUCGCGUCGUUAUUUGCAUAACUUGCCUUGUUGAACAGUUGAAGUCUUCAGCAGUCAUCUCACAUAGUCACAUCUCGGUGGUCCACAUGGCGUGAUUGGGGACCCUCAGCAGUAUGGCAGGAGGCAGAAGCAGAAGCAGGAGAUGUUGGAUUUGUAUUAUAAUCAUGAUCUCAGGUUCUGGAAAUGGGCUGGACUGGGCCAUGAGUGCUGAGCCUUAGAAUGAUUUUGAAAUGUCAAUAUCUCAAAGAACAUCUCCCUCUUCACGCCUGGCCCCCUGACUUUGACUCCUUUGGCCCCCUUUAUAGUUUUGUUCCUUGUUUCUUUCUCUUUCUUUUUCUUUUUGAGUCCCCUUGGGGCUCCUUUGUUGCCUGUUUGUACUUGCGCUUCUUGCGCCUUCUUCUUAAUGAAAAUGACACGCUGCUCGGCGUGUUCGAGAAAAAAAAAAUCUCAAAGAACUUGUCAUACAUUGUGUUCUUUCUGAGGCAAAAUUACCUAAUAGGCGCAACCUUCACCUCACUUGAAGAGCUCAGAAACAAUUGGGGUUUCAUUUUAAUGCGGCUGAUUCUACACCAGCUUAACUCUAUCCUAGUUAUAUGUUCUGAAGUCUGAACCAGGUGAUUUGAUGAGGUCUAUUUGAUUUCCAUUGCCUGACUGAGUUCUCAGUGGAGCUGCCAUUAUAUUGAACUAUCAGAGAUGUCUGUUUGUAACCAUGAUUCCAGUCCCAAAUGCACUUCCAUUUCUGGGAUAUCCACCAUGUUUUCACAGAGAAAAUUUGUUAAGAUGCAACAUUUGAUCUCCUGUGCAAUUUUUGGUUGAAGAUCUUUGGAGAGCCUUUUAAGGUGUUUGGUAUUGUGGUGGAUUCUCAUAAUCUCGGUUGCCCCGCUCACUUUCCCUAUUCUAUUGUUUGGUCAAUUAAUUUCUUUCUUUUCUCAUGUGUAUUUUCGCAGAGCGGAUAUUAAUAUAAAUUCAACACAACACAAUUUAGCAACAGAAAACUGCAAGUUGACAUUGCAUAUUCUGUAUUUCACACAAACAAAAGGAGAGGACUGCCGUACAUCUUCAGAAAUGAUAGGUUUGUUGUUCAUAGAAAAUGGGUCUUUAGAUGCUACUUCUUAUGAAUUUUGUGCCAGGAUAACGCACAAUAUCCAUAGAAGUCCAGUGUGGUUCAUUCCAUUGACUGAUGCCUACAGCUCCUGGUUGCAGAAGAUUUUGGGGAGCACAAAGUUAAUGGUCAGGGAUUGUAUCACGAAGUUGUUUCUUUUCAUCUUUGUGCUCCAAGCUUGCUAAGUUAAUUUGCUUCUCUGUGCAAGUUUCUUUCUUUUUAGCCAAGUGCAUAUUACACAGAAAUCGUGUCCUCAGAGGGGUGAAAGGCAUGAGAAAUCUGUGCACAACUCAGACCCCAGGAUCUUUCGAGUGAGUAUAAAUGCACCUUCACUUCACCGCACCACACCGGCUUCUUUCACAUAUACUCGUUGGCCCUACUUUAUCCAAAGUGUUAAGCACUAAUAAGUGUUGAUUAACAGGCAACUUUGUCAAAAAAUAUAUUCUCAUAACAGAUAGUGAUCCAUAGCAUUUCCAAACAGAGUGAAACGGCAAUGCUAAAAUUAAAUUUCUACUUGAGGAGAAAUCCUUUUAGUAUUUGGUGCAUGACAAGGCAAUGAUGCUGACCUAUUAGCUAUUUAGCUGGGGGUAAGGAUUAUCUCAAACAAGCCCCAUUUCCUGGCCCCCAAAAUAUACUUCUAAGCAUUUACAGCAGAAAGAUGGAUGGAUCAUGGACGCGUAGAAUUGCUCUCCCUUUUGUUCUUAGAAAAAGAAGUCUUGUGUUCCUCCUCUUACCUCUCUCUCCUCAAUGAUCCUUUUGCUGAGAGUACUUGCUGUCCCAGAAGCGAGGCCAGAGGGCACCCAAUGAGGGAUGUAAGGUGGUUACGGGCAGUAUAGUAGGCGACAGAAAUCCUGACAGAGAAAAGCCUACCACAUCUUUCCCUAUCCCUUCUCUCCUCUCUUUUCAUCAUCUCUCUCUAGCCUGUGAAAACUGAAAAGGGAAACAUGCUCCUAGGGCAUGUUCAAAAGGACACAAUAUCUUCUUCGGGGUACAGUAGUGGAUGAAACUCCAAGGGCGAUUCGAUUUGACAGUGUGGGAGAAGACAGACAAGAAAGGAGGCAACGUCCUAUCAUAUGCAGAGUUCUUCUACUCAUUGUCAUGGUGCAAGGUGAAGAGAGUUCUUGGAGUAUGGCAAGCGAUCGUGAUAGAGCUGUACCAUUCGGCCAAGCACUUGCAUAUGGAAUCCAAGGCCAUGCUCCCGCUGCACCACCUGCCAACUUCCUGGAGUUGCAACCUGCAGCCGCUGCUUACUUUGGUGAGUUGGGGGAGGCCCUUAUCCAUGGCACCUGUGCUGGUGUCAAUCCUGUCAUGAUCGAAGGUGAUGCCCACACGAAGUCAGCAGCAUAUCUUGCAGCUAGGCCCCCCACACUGGAGAUCUUCCCUUCUUGGCCAAUGAGUCAUCUACAGCAGCCGUACAGUGCAAACUCGCAGUCAGUAGGGAGCACUGACUCGAGCUCCGCUCAGAACACAAUGUCACAGGCCGAGUUGGUGUCCCCAGUUAGCAUGAGGACCGACUGUGGGCAGCAGCAGGAGGUGUUGAUGGUGACCAUUGAUGAUUACAACUACAAUCAAGGACUUGGGCCGGCAGCAGCAGCGACAGUUACUGCGCCAAGCUUUCAGCAACAUGCAGGAGGCCAAGAUAAGAGGAAGCAUGGAUCCACAAGAAAAGAUGACAAACUGUUAGAUCCCAAGACAGAAAGGCGAUUGGCUCAGAACAGAGAAGCUGCAAGAAAGAGCAGGCUGAGGAAAAAGGCUUAUGUUCAGCAGUUAGAAACAGGACGGAUUAGGCUUCAGCAAAUCGAGCAAGAGCUUCAGAGAGGACGUUCACAGGGUCUGCUCAUCGGAGGAUGCAGUGCGCCUGGAGAUACGAGUCCUGGCGCUGUGAUGUUCGACAUGGAGUAUGCCCGUUGGUUAGAUGAAGACAGUAAGUACAUGAUAGAGCUUCAGAGUGCACUGCAGGCCCACAUCCUCGAUGGGAACCUUGGCACCAUCGUUGAAGAAUGCUUGCGGCACUAUGACGAGCUGUUCCACCUGAGGGGUGUGCUCGCUAGGUCCGAUGUUUUCCACCUGAUGACUGGCAUGUGGGCGACACAGUCCGAGCGCUGCUUCCUCUGGAUGGCUGGGUUCCGUCCCUCAGAAAUCCUUAAGAUGCUGACACCGCAGCUUGAUCCACUGACGGAGCAGCAGCUGCUGGGGAUGUUUAACCUGCAGCAGUCAUCGGAGCAGGCUGAGGAGGCGCUGGCACAGGGGCUUAAGCAGCUGCACCAAUCACUGGCCGAUGCAGUGGGCGCUGGUCCUCUCAACGACGGUGCAGAUGUUGCCAACUAUACCAGUCUCAUGGCUCUAGCGCUUGAUAGGCUUGACAACCUUGAGAGCUUUUAUCGUGAGGCUGAUAAUCUGAGACGGCAAACCUUGCAUCGCAUGCGGCAGAUUCUAACCACCAGACAAACAGCUCGGUGCUUUCUCUCCAUCGGAGAAUAUCAUCGCCGCCUCCGUGCUCUCAGCUCCAUAUGGGCGGCCCGUCCUCGCGAGAACUUCAUUAUGGCGGAGAAUGUCAGCUCUACAGGAACAGAAUUUCAGGUUCAUCAAUCUCAGCAAAAUCAGUUUUCCGGCCUUUGAAGCAUCCGCAGGAGGGUACAAAUUCGGCCAACAAUGUGUGGAGAUUGUAUUGUUUUUUUUCCUCUAUCGUUAUUAAGAUAUUGGCCGAAAGGAAUAUCACUAGGGUAAAGAGAACAGCAAGUUGUUAGGCCAGCGGAAGAAAUUGGUCUGGCUCUCUUGAUAUGUUCUGAUGGCUCUUGAACUGAAUGAAGGGUUAGCACUUUGCAAGAAAUUUGGUGCAAA